UACCAGCGAGGCUCACAGCGGCAAUGCAGGAAGGACGAGCCCUCUGAGGCCACUGGACCACAGGAAGACACCCACUGGAACCGGACUGUCCCUGCAGCUGACCUGAAGACAGCGUGGUGCUCGGCUGUGACACCGACACCCCCUGCCAACAUUUAAGAAGCCCCCCACUACUACUACUACUACUACUAACCAUGAAGGCAUUUAGCAUUGCAGCUGCAGUGACACUCGUGCUCGCCUUUCUUUGCAUCCUGGACAGCUGUGCAGUCCCUUUCAACGGGGGGCAGCAGAUGGAGGAGGCAGGAGGUGACACUCCACUUGCAGCGCUUCCAGACGUGCCAGGGGAGCCUUGGAUGAUGCCGUAUCACGUGCGGCAGCGGCGCCAGAGCAACCUGUCGCUGUGUCGCUGGUGCUGCAACUGCUGCCAGGCCUACAAGGGAUGCGGCUUCUGCUGCAGGUACUGAAAAGAUGGCGGCGGCGGAAAACCGACCAAGAAGUUAAUUUAUUACGCUUUGCACGCACGACUGAGCCCUGCAGAUGUUUUUAUUUCAUUUUGGUUGCAAAAGAGUCGCUAAGAAACAGUAUUUAUUUGAUAUGUUUUGUAAGCUCAGUCAUGUUGCUUUUCUUUGUAAACGAAUAAACCACGGAAGCAUGAUGA
Dunckerocampus dactyliophorus (ringed pipefish) is the source of this 655-nucleotide messenger RNA. RefSeq names its product hepcidin antimicrobial peptide (gene hamp). Gene Ontology annotation, biological process: defense response to bacterium; intracellular iron ion homeostasis. The transcript is spliced from 3 exons. NCBI's taxonomy places the organism in Eukaryota, Metazoa, Chordata, Actinopteri, Syngnathiformes, Syngnathidae. The record is from RefSeq and is a predicted model, not a curated record. Bases 192 to 461 code for a protein of 89 amino acids. Gene Ontology annotation, cellular component: extracellular region.